AUGCUUACGAAUGGCCUGGGACCCUUGCGCCCCGCCAGGGGAGGAGGGAGCGCUGCUCCCGCUGCCACUGGGCCUCCUGCUGAUCCCCCUGGAGGGAAUGGCGGCGACCUCCCCACGCAUGCUCAUGAACAAGCGCAUGGCGUUGCGCGUGCCCGAGGUGACGCUGAGGGCCGCCCAGCGAGUGGGGGGGUGAGGGAGCGGGGAGGAGGUGGACGACGCACCAACUCGACCAAAGCGAAGCUGCUGAUCGCGAGUCUCAACAUGAGAGGGUACGGGAGCGAGAGCCGCGAGCACGGGUCGAGCAAAUGGAUGCUACUGAACCAACUGGUGAGAGUGAACAGGAUUGCUGUCCUAGCCCUGCAAGAGGCGCACAUGAAUGAGGAACGACUGAGAACGUUGAACAAGAUCUUCGGAGCUUUUCUCGAAAUAGUGUGCUCCCCAGACCCGGAGAACGAAACGGGGGCAAGGGGGGUUGCUUUUGUAGUUAACAAGAGGCUGAUCGACACCACGGGGCUGACCUCAACGACUGUUAUACCCGGUCGAGCUAUGCUGCUUGACCUGAAAUGGUCAGAAACGAGGAGGCUGCGAGUUCUAAAUGUAUACGGACCGAACGAUGCCUCCGAGAACGCUGCGUUCUGGGAUAGUUUGCGCGAGGCGAGGAUGCCGAGACUCGACAUAAUGGCCGGGGAUUUCAAUGUUGUUGAAGAUGGAAUAGACCGUAUACCAGUUAGAAUGGACGCGCCGAGGGCAGUCAAAGCGCUGGCAGACCUGGUGUCGUGGCUCAACAUGUCAGACGGAUGGAGAGAGGAAAAUCCUCAACUGAAAGGCUUCACAUACAUGCAACCUGCGACAGGCAGCCAGUCCCGUCUAGAUAGAAUAUACAUCCGGAAAGCGAUGAGUAAGGACGCGAAUGGAUGGUGCCUAGACGAGUCUGGAAUACCGACCGACCACAAAAUGGCCCGGGUAUCGCUCGCGGACUACAAAGCCCCAUACAUCGGGAAGGGAAGGUGGGCCAUGCCCACGCACCUGUUGAAUGACGAUGAGAUGAAGAAGGAAAUGAAGAGGCUGGGGGCGGAACUAGUACGAGGGAUAAAUGGCCUGGCAAGACGCACCCCUGAUAACAACCCGCAGACGAUCUAUCAGAAAUUCAAGGAGCAGCUGACCUUGGCGGCGAGGAACCGCGCAAAGGAGAAGAUCCCUAGAAUGCAGAAAAGACUGGACGCACUGAAAAGAGACCUCCACCUGCUCCUGAACCCGACGGCUGACGCCGACGGGGGCGAACCAACUGAAGAUCGACUGCUUGAAACCACCAGAUCGGCGGCAAUCCUGCAGGACCGUAUAGCAAAGCUAGAGAUCAAGCGCUUUGGGUGGACGAGGAGGAGUACCGCUGUGAAGCACUGGGCCCAUAGCGAAACGAUGAGCAAGCAAUGGAUACGUGCAAACACAACGAGA
This is a messenger RNA of Trametes versicolor FP-101664 SS1, 1452 nucleotides long. Its product is annotated as DNase I-like protein. NCBI's taxonomy places the organism in Eukaryota, Fungi, Basidiomycota, Agaricomycetes, Polyporales, Polyporaceae. Gene Ontology annotation, cellular component: nucleus. The transcript has a single exon. The record is from RefSeq and is a predicted model, not a curated record. The annotation marks the transcript as partial. Gene Ontology annotation, molecular function: phosphoric diester hydrolase activity; DNA-(apurinic or apyrimidinic site) endonuclease activity; double-stranded DNA 3'-5' DNA exonuclease activity. Gene Ontology annotation, biological process: base-excision repair.